Molecule: messenger RNA, 1872 nt
Organism: Microthlaspi erraticum
Lineage: Eukaryota; Viridiplantae; Streptophyta; Magnoliopsida; Brassicales; Brassicaceae
Source: the annotation of a GenBank genome assembly
AUGAUGAGAGGGAGAUCUGAUGGAGGCCAGAAGAAGCGGCUAAUUGCUUCGGUCUGCAUCGUGUCUCUAUUCGUCUGUUUCUUGUACAUGUACUAUGGUUCCUCAAGCCAAGGCGCAUCAGCAUUGGAGUAUGGAAGAUCACUGAGAAAACUCGGAUCUUCCUAUUUGGGUGGAGAUGAUGACAGCAUUGAUAACAAACAGGACGAAUCUGUGACCAGUGAAGAAGACAGUCUCGCUGUCGCCAAAAGCUUCCCUGUUUGUGAUGAUCGUCACUCGGAGAUCAUCCCUUGCUUAGAUAGGAAUUUCAUCUACCAGUCGAGGUUGAAGCUGGAUCUAUCUCUAAUGGAACAUUACGAACGCCAUUGUCCUCCUCCUGAAAGAAAGUUUAACUGUUUGAUUCCUCCUCCAUCUGGCUACAAGGUUCCAAUCAAGUGGCCAAAGAGCAGAGAUGAAGUGUGGAAAGCAAACAUACCUCACACUCACCUUGCGAAAGAGAAGUCUGAUCAGAACUGGAUGGUUGUCAAAGGCGAGAAGAUCUCGUUCCCCGGUGGUGGCACUCAUUUCCAUUACGGAGCUGAUAAAUACAUUUCAUCCAUCGCUAAUAUGCUUAACUUUUCGAACGAUGUAUUGAACGACGAAGGGAGGCUGAGAACGGUUCUCGACGUUGGAUGUGGAGUUGCGAGUUUCGGAGCUUACCUUCUCUCGUCUGACAUAAUCGCAAUGUCGUUAGCACCUAACGACGUUCACCAGAACCAAAUCCAGUUUGCGUUAGAGAGAGGCAUCCCUGCUUACCUCGGUGUGCUAGGUACCAAGCGGCUUCCAUACCCGAGCAGAUCAUUCGAGCUGGCUCAUUGCUCUCGUUGCAGGAUCGACUGGCUUCAGAGAGACGGGAUCCUUCUUCUCGAGCUCGACAGGGUGCUGAGACCGGGCGGUUACUUCGCUUACUCGUCUCCUGAAGCUUACGCGCAAGACGAGGAGAGUUUGAAGAUAUGGAAGGAGAUGAGUGGUCUUGUUGAGAGAAUGUGUUGGAGGAUCGCUGCUAAGAGAAACCAAACUGUGGUUUGGCAGAAGCCGUUGAGUAAUGACUGUUACUUGGACAGAGAGCCUGGGACUCAGCCUCCUCUGUGUCGCUCGGACGCUGAUCCUGAUGCUGUUGCGGGUGUGUCGAUGGAAGUUUGCAUCACUCCUUACUCCAAGCAUGACCAUCAAAGCAAGGGAAGUGGAUUAGCUCCAUGGCCAGCUAGAGUGACUUCUCCUCCUCCCCGUCUUGCGGAUUUCGGUUACUCAAACGAUAUGUUUGAGAAAGACACGGAACUGUGGAGACAACAAGUGGACAGUUACUGGACUUUAAUGUCAUCGAAAAUAAAAGCAAACAGUGUGAGGAACAUAAUGGACAUGAAAGCUCACAUGGGUUCUUUCGCAGCUGCUCUUAAAGAAAAAGAUGUCUGGGUGAUGAACGUUGUCUCUCCCGACGGUCCCAACACUCUUAAACUGAUCUACGACCGUGGUUUGAUUGGGACGAAUCACAACUGGUGUGAGGCUUUCUCUACGUACCCACGAACAUACGAUCUAUUGCACGCGUGGACCGUCUUUUCAGACAUUAGAAGCAAAGGAUGCAGCGCGGAGGAUCUACUGAUAGAGAUGGAUCGGAUUCUUAGACCUACAGGAUUCGUCAUCAUCAGAGAUAAGCAAAGUGUUGUUGAGUCGAUCAAGAAGUAUAUGCAGGCUUUGCAUUGGGAGAUUGUUGCAUCGGAGAAGGUAACUACAAGUUCAGAGCUUGACGGAGACAAUGACGAUGGUGAGAACAAUGUCGUUUUCGUUGUCCAGAAGAAACUGUGGCUCACCAGUGAAAGCCUUAGGGACACUGAGUAA